Messenger RNA from Fundulus heteroclitus (mummichog), 2841 nucleotides. It is a transcript of the gene fap, whose product is annotated as fibroblast activation protein, alpha. Gene Ontology annotation, biological process: proteolysis. The record is from RefSeq and is a predicted model, not a curated record. Gene Ontology annotation, molecular function: serine-type endopeptidase activity; dipeptidyl-peptidase activity. NCBI's taxonomy places the organism in Eukaryota, Metazoa, Chordata, Actinopteri, Cyprinodontiformes, Fundulidae. The transcript is spliced from 26 exons. Bases 314 to 2563 code for a protein of 749 amino acids.
GCUCGGAGGAGAAAGAAGCCACUUCCGUGCAGGAGCUAAGUUGUGCGCUCCUAGAAAGUUGUGCUCCGCACCCCAAGGAUCCGUCUGUGUGUGCGUGUGUAUGUGCGUGUGCGUGUUUGGUAGGACGCUUUCCAGGCAUGCACUGGGAAGAAUAGGAAUCUCCGGAGCUGCAGCUUUGUCUUAUUGAAUUAUAAUUCAGUGUUGGCAGCUGUUCUGCGAGUGAGAGUAUGCUGACCAGGCUGCGUGUCCGCGGAGAGACUGCAGACCGCGACUUCUGAGGGACAUCACGUUGAGAGCAAACUCCAUCUCCAUCAUGGGCUGCAACCACAGGCUGAUGUUGGCAUUGAUAGGGGCGGCUGUCGUCGUCACGAUAAUAACGAUCCCAGCUGUUUAUUACAGCAAAUCCAGAGCCACCAAAAGGCUGUUCACUCUUCAGGAUUACCUCAAUGAGACCAUCAGAAAGAAAUCCUUCAAUUUGUACUGGAUGUCGGAUAAGGAGUAUGUGCAUAAAGAAAGCGAUGGAAAUGUUUAUCUCCACAAUGCGGAAACAAAGAACAAGUCCCUAUAUUUGAGCAAUUCAACUUUUGCUAAAGUGGAAGCCAGCGAUUACUGGUUGUCAGGUGAUUAUAAAUACAUUGCCUUCGAAAGCAAUUACUCCAAGAAAUUUAGACAUUCCUAUUCUGCUUCAUAUUCCAUCUACGACGUGGAGAAAUCAACCUUUUUAACACCGGCGAGCCUUCCGCCUGUGGUGCAGUACUUUACCUUUGCGCCCAAAGGAAACCAAUAUGCCUAUGUCUCAGACUUCAACAUUUUUUUAAACUCCAAUGUGACUGCUGAAACAGUGCAGCUGACACACAAUGGAAAAGAGAAUAAAAUCCUCAAUGGCAUCCCUGACUGGAUUUAUGAGGAGGAAGUCUUUGCUUCAAACGGGGCAAUAUGGUGGUCCUCAUCGGGGAAAUAUUUGGCAUAUGCAGAGUUCAAUGAUACAGACGUUCAAAAGGUGGAGUUCUCUUGGUACGGAUCAGACCAAUAUCCUCAAACAGUGGCCAUUCCUUAUCCAAAGGCCGGAUCAAACCUUACCAAGGUUAAACUGUUUGUUGUUGACACCGCGAAUCCCACCCUCCGUUCACAUCUUGUACCUCCUGCUUCCAUCGCUGGAGGUGAUCACAUUUUGUGCUCAGUGACUUGGGUGACAGAUGAACGCGUCGCCGUGCAGUGGAUAACAAGGAGGCAGAAUCAUCUGGUUGUAGCCAUCUACGACUUUGAUGGGAGCAGCUGGAAAGAGAAAGAGACAUUUGAGCAAACAAGCAAGACAGGUUGGAUUGGUCAUUAUGUGCCACUGCCUCUUUUCUUUGCUGAGGAUAGGAUCAGUUUCUACAAAGUAAUGAGUGACGCUCAGGGCUACAAACAUAUUCAUCACAUAAAAAAUGGCAAAGCCUCACCCGUUACCUCUGGGAAGUGGGAAGUUAUUUACAUAACUAAAUUAACCAAGGAUGCCAUAUAUUUUGUAAGUAAUCAGCACCAAGGGAUCCCUGUCCAGAGAAAUCUUUACAAGCUUUUGCUUGGAAGCAGCCCCGCGGACCCCCAGUGCCUCACCUGUGACUUGCACAAAGACAGAUGUCAGUACAAUUCAGCUUACUUAAGCGUCAACGCCUCCUUCUACCGGAUGAACUGCUAUGGACCCGGAUUGCCCCUUUACACGCUUAUGGAUAACAGGGGCCCAGGUGCAGGAAAAGAACUCUCGAUUUUGGAAGACAACAAGGAUUUGGAAAGCCUUCUGUCUGAAUUUAAAAUGCCAACAAUGAAAUACGGCACCAUAAAGAUCGCAGGAUUUGAUAUGUGGUACGAAAUGCAGUUGCCACCAAAUUUCCAGAAGUCCAAAAAAUAUCCUCUUCUUAUGGACGUGUACGCUGGCCCCUGCAGUCAGAGCGUCAGCUACGAGAACAAGCUGAACUGGGGCACGUACCUCUCCAGUUCGCAUGAAAUCAUCGUUGCCAGCGUCGAUGGAAGGGGAAGCGGUUACCAGGGCGACGAGAUGAUGCACGCGAUCUACAACCGCCUUGGGACCUUUGAAGUGGAGGAUCAGAUAUCAGCAGUGAGGAAAUUCAUCGACAUGGGAUUUAUUGACAAAGAUAGAAUUGCAAUAUGGGGCUGGUCGUAUGGUGGUUAUGUCGCCUCAAUGGCUUUGGGUGCCGGCACUGGACUCUUCAAGUGUGGGAUUGCAGUGGCCCCAGUGGCCAAGUGGGAAUAUUAUGAUGCGGUUUACACUGAGCGCUACAUGGGCAAGCCAUCGGAGAACUCAGACGCUUACCAAAACUCCACAGUCACAUCAAGAGCAAAGAACUUCAAAAACGUUGACUACCUCCUUGUUCACGGCACAGCAGACGACAAUGUCCAUUUCCAGCAGGCUGCCCAGAUCUCCAAAGCUCUGGUGCAUGAGCAAGUCAAUUUUGAGGCAAUGUGGUACACCGACAGAGAUCAUUCUCUCAGUGGAUCUGCCUUUUAUCAUACUUACGCCCUCAUGAGCCAAUUUCUGCAGAAAUGCCUCGUCAAUCCCAAAUAGAUCAGGAGGAAAAAUCCAUGUAUCCUCCUUAUAAAGGAGCGUUUCAAGCUAUUUCCUUUUUUAUUUCAAAGGAAGUGAACAGUUGGGUCAAUUUUACAUGUUUCAUUGCUCACAAACUUUGAUAAUAACACGUGUGACUUUAAGAAAAUGCCAUUGUGAGCAUUUAAGUUUUUUUUUAUGUGAAUUUGAUAAUGUAUGGUGGAUGAAUCACACAGCACAUAUUGUUGUGGAGUGCUGUCUUUACACUUGUGAUAAUAAACAUUGUUUUUAAAUGUGAA